AAUUUUUAUUUUCAACAAGCAUUCAGGAAAUUUCUUCUGAGAUUGAACAUGAGAACUUGCAGUCAUUAUCCAUGGAUGCAAACAAGACAACUGUUUGCUUGCUCUUCAUAUAAACAGUUGCUCAAACAGAGAAGAAGCAUAAAGUGGCACUCUAAAGCCCAACGGAACUAACAUCACCAGCCGCCCAGGCUCAUCCGGAUAGCUUUCUUGAUUCUGCUUUUUUAUUGUUUUUUUUCUUCGGGACCCAUUUCAAUUUUUCCCUAUAUAUAGCCGUGCUUAGUCUUCCCAAUUCUCAUUCCCUGCUGUGCAAGCAAUUUUCUUCUUCUCGUCACCUGUCAGUUUAUUAGCUUUUUCAUCAUCCUUCAAAUUUUCUUCUGUUUGAUCUGCCUUAAGUGCGUUAUUAAUAUUUUUCAGCUCUAUAAUAGUUGACAUUGUGAUUCCAGUUUCAAUAUUUGUGAAGUCAAUGUCAAAUAUUGCAAUUAAUUCGAGAAGAUAAAUCGCACCUUCCUUUUGUGUAUAGAAUCUAUUUACAUAAAUUCCCCACGAUUCUUCUGCCAUAUCGGUGCUCUUUGAUGUUUUCUCAUAUAAUUGUAUAUAGACCCUUCGGCCUCUUCUUCCUCUGUAUUGAAAACCAAGGUUUUCUCUAGCCUAGUAUCUGUCGUCCCUCUGUUUCUGCUCUGUUAUACUCUGUUUCUCUCCGUUAUGGCUCCCCCGAAUAAUCCCGCGAAUUCGAUCUUCAAAUUCAUUCAUUCAGAGACUUUAGAGAAAAACUUCGACUUAUCCAGUGGGAAGUUUAGUGUCAAAAGCAUCCCGUUGCUCUAUGAUGUUCCAAGCAAUGUCACUUUUGCUCCCUUUUUGUCUGUCUGCAACUAUUCCGAGUCUGAUGCCCCACUUCCUCUUCUCCAGCGUGUCACUUCUCUGUCUCACAGGGGAGGAUUCAUUGGGUUCCACAAAGAUGCACCGUCCCAUCGAGCGAUGAACUCCAUCGGGAGGUUCACCGGUAGGGACUUUUUGUCAAUAUUUAGGUUCAAAACUUGGUGGUCUACCAUGUGGGUGGGUAGCUCUGGGUCUGAUUUGCAGAUGGAAACCCAAUGGAUUCUCCUUAAUGUUCCUGAAAUAAAGUCUUAUGUCCUAAUAAUCCCUAUCGUUGAAGGCAGUUUUAGGUCUGCUCUUCAUCCUGGCAGUGAUGGGCAUCUGAUGAUUUAUGCUGAGAGUGGAUCUACCAAAGUGAAAGCAUCCACUUUUGAUGCUAUUGCUUAUGUUCAUGUGUGUGAAAAUCCUUUCAACAUUAUGAAGGAGGCUUAUAGCGCUCUCAGGGUCCAUCUCAAUACAUUCAGGCUUUUGGAAGAGAAAACCGCUCCUUCUCUUGUUGACAAAUUUGGGUGGUGCACUUGGGAUGCUUUCUAUUUAACCGUGGAGCCUACUGGCAUAUGGCAUGGUGUGAAGGAUUUUGUUGAAGGUGGUGCCCCUCCAAGGUUUCUUAUCAUCGAUGAUGGAUGGCAAAGCAUCAAUCUUGAUGGCGAGAAGCCCAACGAGGACGCUAAAAACCUCGUUCUUGGUGGGACUCAAAUGACCGCCAGGCUUCACAGACUCGAUGAAUGUGAGAAGUUCAGGAAGUACAAGGGAGGCUCCAUCUUGGGUCCUAACCGUCCUACCUUCGAUCCAAAGAGGCCUAAGAUGUUGAUUUCCAAGGCAAUCGAACUCGAACAUGCUGAAAAGGAUCGCGACAAGGCCAUCCAAUCUGGUGUCACUGAUUUAUCCGCUUUUGAAAGAAGAAUGGAACAGUUGAAAAAAGAAUUGGACGCCUUGUUUGGUGGAGAAGAUAAGAGUGGCUGUGGAAAUUGUUCUUGCAAGGUUGAGAACUACGGCAUGAAGGCAUUUACAAGGGAUUUGAGAACAAAAUUCAAAGGUUUGGAUGAUAUAUACGUGUGGCAUGCUCUUUGUGGUGCUUGGGGUGGGGUUAGGCCAGGCUCUACACACUUGAAUUCAAAGAUUACUCCUUGCAAAUUGUCUCCUGGACUCGAUGGGACAAUGAACGAUCUUGCUGUGGUAAAAAUUAUUGAAGGUGGUAUUGGGCUAGUUCAUCCUGAGCAAGUUGGAGAUUUCUAUGACUCCAUGCACUCUUACCUUGCUAGUGCUGGUAUUACAGGUGUGAAGGUGGAUGUCAUUCACACCCUUGAAUAUGUGUCUGAAGAAUAUGGAGGCCGUGUCGAGCUUGCAAAGGCAUAUUACAAGGGGCUAUCAGAUUCAUUGUCAAAAAAUUUCAGAGGAAGUGGACUCAUCUCUAGUAUGCAACAAUGCAAUGAUUUCUUCCUCCUUGGGACAAAGCAGAUAUCCAUGGGAAGAGUAGGUGAUGACUUCUGGUUCCAGGAUCCAAAUGGUGAUCCAAUGGGAGUUUAUUGGUUGCAAGGAGUGCAUAUGAUCCACUGUGCCUAUAACAGUAUGUGGAUGGGACAAAUUAUACAACCUGAUUGGGACAUGUUCCAAUCUGACCACUUGUGUGCCCAGUUCCAUGCUGGAUCUAGGGCCAUUUGUGGUGGACCUGUCUAUGUGAGUGACUCUGUGGGCUGUCAUGAUUUUCAACUCCUGAAGAAACUUGUUUACCCUGAUGGGACCAUUCCCAAGUGCCAGCACUUUGCCCUGCCUACCAGAGACUGCCUCUUCAAGAACCCUCUAUUUGACAACAAAACUAUUCUCAAGAUUUGGAACUUCAACAAGUAUGGAGGUGUAAUUGGAGCAUUCAACUGCCAAGGAGCUGGAUGGGACCCCAAGGAGCGAAGGAUCAAAGGUCACUCUGAGUGCUACAAGCCAAUCUCUGGUUCUAUUCAUGUCACGGACAUUGAAUGGGACCAGAAGAUAGAGGCUGCCCAAAUGGGAAAGGCAGAGGAGUACAUAGUGUAUCUCAACCAAGCAGAGGACCUAAUAUUGAAGACCCCAAAAUCUGACGCAAUAGAAGUGACCAUCCAGCCAUCUUCAUUUGAGCUCUUCAGCUUUGUACCCAUUAGAAAGCUAGGAGCUGACACCAAAUUUGCUCCCAUUGGUCUAACCAACAUGUUUAACAGUGGCGGCACAAUUCAAGAAUUUGGAUAUUUUGUGUCAGCAGCUGAGAUUAGCGUGAAGGUUAAAGUUAAAGGUGGAGGAAAUUUCUUGGCCUACUCGAAUGUGUCCCCAAAGAAGUGUUUCUUGAAUGAUGCUGAAGUUGCCUUUGAGUGGUUUUCUGAUGGCAAAUUGACCUUGAGUCUGCCUUGGAACGAAGAUGCUGGUGGUGUAUCUGAUGUCUCAUUUAUGUUUUGAUCAAAGAAUCUAAUUGUCCCCUUGUUUAGAGUGCAUAGUAGCCACGGUGAUGAAAGUUAAAUGCCGUGGCAAACAACUAUCCUAAAUAAACUUAAUUUUAUGUUUUAA
Messenger RNA from Hevea brasiliensis (rubber tree), 3402 nucleotides. RefSeq names its product stachyose synthase. Bases 703 to 3294 code for a protein of 863 amino acids. The record is from RefSeq and is a predicted model, not a curated record. The transcript is spliced from 4 exons. Lineage: Eukaryota; Viridiplantae; Streptophyta; Magnoliopsida; Malpighiales; Euphorbiaceae.